CGUCCCGAGUCACCUGCUAACGGUCGAGGCUGGGAGCUAAUCUCUAUGACGUCACCAGCUUACGUGAUUGGCCAGCUUCACGCCACGGAUGGUUUACACUGUGAAACUCCCAGAAAACAACUAGAUGUUAACGUAUCAAGUCUUGGCAGAUACACGUUUGAGGGUCAAAAUACCGGAUCAAGCCCGAGUUUUGAAGUGAAAACAAACGGCUUAACGUAGCAGAACAGCUGUAAUUCUCACCAGGCAGGAAUUCAUUAGCCUGACGGGGCGAGCCAGAUGGUAUCGUGGUUUUAGUGCUAACAGUGUUGUACGUCAUUACAUACUGAGUGACACACACACACACACAUACCAGCACAGUACGUCAUUACAUACUGAGUGACACACACACACACACACAUACACACACCAGCACAGUACGUCAUUACAGACUGAGUGACACACACACACACAUACACACACCAGCACAGUACGUCAUUACAUACUGAGUGACACACACACACACACACACCAGCACACGUCUGAGUCAGACUACACACGGGAGGUCAAUGGCACACAUGGCAACAACAACCUCAGACCAGAGGUCACAGAAUGACCCUACAACUAGAGGUCACAGUAUGACCCUAAAACUAGAGGUCAUAGUAUGACGCUACAACUAGAGGUCACAGAAUGACAUCUAGAGGUCACAGAAUGACCCUACAAUCAGAGGUCACAGUAUGACCCUACAACCAGAGGUCACAGUAUGACCCUGCAACUAGAGGUCACAGAAUGACCCUAAAACUAGAGGUCAUAGUAUGACGCUACAACUAGAGGUCACAGUAUGACCCCACACAUAGAGGUCACAGAAUGACCCUACAACCAGAGGUCACAGAAUGACCCUACAACUAGAGGUCACAGAAUGACCCUAGAGGUCACAGAAUGACCCUACAACUAGAGGUCACAGAAUGACCCUACAACUAGAGGUCACAGUAUGACCCUAGAACUAGAGGUCACAGCUUUCACCUAAGGCCACAGCUAUGACCCAGAGCAUAGCGAACAGAGGUCACACCUUUGAACUGCGACAAGAUAUCAAAUCUCUGACCUGCUUCUACAGCUGUAUACACGCUAGAGACCUGGCGACUCGUAUGAUGUAUCUUUUGGUCACUGACAGGAAGUCCGCAAUGAGCAGACAACGAGGAAAACACCUGAAGAACCCCAUCCCCAAUGUAACAAGGAUAUCAAUAUCAGUAGCCUGGUUAAGCAACUCCAGCUCUACUGCCUCUACUGUCGGACACCACAGUAAUAAGUGACAAAAAUCUAACCUAAAUCCAUCAUGACGACAAUUGUACCAUUUUAUGGAAUCAUACAAAGGGUGCAUUAGAAAAGUAAGGGUACGCUCUGUAUCAACAAAGAGACAUGAGUGACUUAGUCCACGAAGCUCUCUCCCUCACAACCGAGGGGGAGACGGUCAAAGAUAUGCAGUCAGUCUCAGAGUUUUCCCAGGACAUCGAGUCCACCACCGACGUCCACGAAGAGGCCCAGCCGGCCGAAUCCUUCACCACUGAACACCGGGCCGAGUCCUACAUCAGCGACCACGGGGGAGAGUCCGAAACGGAACAGCGGGUGGAAUCUGAAACGGAUCUUCAAGCAUUGGAACAAGUGAGCCCGGAUGUUCUCAACCCCGAGGAGCCGGUGAAAAACCCGAGCAUUGUGCUGCCUCAAGCUGCUGAAGACCCAGUGGCUCCACCACGACAGGCGGAGAAGCCACAGGUUGCAGUGGGCGCGGUCAAGAAGUCAGGAGGGGUAGCGCUACACACAGUACUUUGUCAUUAUGCCGCGCCUGUCAUACAUGACCCGACCAAGCGGGUGGUUCGUCCCGUAUCGGACCGGAUACCUGUCAGUUCUUACGCCGGGCCGGAUAGACAGCUGGACUUGGAAAGAUACAAUCUGAACUUGUACAAAAAAAACUGCCAGCGUGAGUGGACAUCGAACGCCGCAGCCUCAGACCCACCGCGGGCACAGAAGAGCAAGCUGUACAGGGUGAAGAAGAAGAAGCAGGUGGAUGACUGGCUCAAGGCUGAGGAAAAAACCAAAGAGAGGCGGGACCAUGAACUGGCGGUAGAGCUCGGGUACGAGACACUCGUAGGCAACCUGCUGUAUAUUGACAUCCCCGGCGGACGUGACGUCAACCGCAGCUGGGAGAACUUUCUCAGCCAUGACGAGAUGGACUGGGGAUUCCCCUACUUCAAGGGCAGCAAAGAAAGGCCUCGUGCCAAACAGCCAGAGCCCUACCUCGCCCACCAGGUGGUGGAGAAACUCUGGAAAUUCCCGAAGGCUCGCUUGACCCGAACCAACGUUGAGGAGCAGGACAUGUCUUUGGUUUAACGCUUCGAGGAAAGGAACUGGCAAUGGCCGCAGUGGAAUCAAACAUACAACGUUGUCCUGAAGCACCGAAUAAUAAUUGUAGAUCAAAUGGAAAACACAAUCAACUAACCAUCUAAAACAAUAUGUAGUGGUCAUCUGUCCACCAGGAGAAGCAACCUACCCAUCCAGUGUUUCUUUCAGACUUUUUUCUGUGGAGGGGAGUGGGGGG
Physella acuta is the source of this 2569-nucleotide messenger RNA. RefSeq lists its product as uncharacterized. The record is from RefSeq and is a predicted model, not a curated record. Lineage: Eukaryota; Metazoa; Mollusca; Gastropoda; Physidae.